AAAAAAAUAGAUAAAAAAAAGCCUUCUCACAAGCACUAUUUACAGUUACGAAAAAAAAAAAGACGAAAUCAAAUCAAAAGAGAGGUUAAUGGAGCGAUCAAGCGAUCCCCAUCACUCCACCGCCGAUCUCCUCUCUUGGUCCCAGAUCCACCACUCCUCCUCCGCUAACCCCUCCAACCAGCCGUCUGAUGACAUCGGCGACGUCCUUGGCGGUGGUGGUAGAACCACCAACAAGGAAGCCGAAUCGCUUAACAAGAAUGUAUCAUACAGGAAGAACUGUUGUGGUCACAAGCUAAAGGAAAUGACUGGUAGUGAUAUCUUCUCUGAUAAUGGUAACGUUACUAACAACGCUUAUCCAAGCCACACUUCAAGAAUCCAUUACCAUCAUGAUCAGGUAACUUCUUAUUUAUACUCUUCCCAUGGUGGAUUCAUUCAUUCAGAAAUGGUUGGUUUACUUUUUUUUUUGCAGGAUAGUCAGAUAUCUUUCAGCGGCGGCGAAGACAACGCUGCUGUGACGACUCCUAAGAAACCUACAACCUCUUCUGCUAAGCUUAAGGAGUUGGGCAGGUCUGUACAAACACAGGCUGACUCCAAGAGCAAAAAGAAGCAGAGCAAAGCAACCAUCUUUGCAUCUCCUUCUCCUCCUGCAAUAAAACAACAAGUUAAAGGAAACAACAACAUGGAGGAAUCUGCUAAAGCCUCCAAUGGGCAAAGCCGUAACGGUGAAGAACAUGUUGUGAAGUCAUCAGGGAAGGGACACAACAACCCCAAGUUUCAGCAACUCACGAGCAACGGUAUCUUCAAAUCCGAUAAGGUCCCUCCUGGCUAUUCGGAGAAGAUGCACAGCUCGGCUAAAUCGCGGGAGAUGAGGGGAAACAAUAUAUUUUCAGACGGCAAGUCUGAGUAUAGGGAUUACUAUGGUGGCGCCAGGAGGCCUCCGGGUGGUGAGAGCAGCAUUUCGUUGAUCUAAAAAUGAGUUCCAAGUUUUAGGUUUCGUAGGGUUCUAGUUUUCCUAAAGAUGCUGUGACCAAAGUGGUUUGUGUUCGUGUGGUGUCUCGACUAUGGUCUCAUUUUAUAAUAUAAAACGUACGCCUUUUGUACUUCA
Messenger RNA from Raphanus sativus (radish), 1105 nucleotides. RefSeq lists its product as uncharacterized. Bases 89 to 970 code for a protein of 293 amino acids. NCBI's taxonomy places the organism in Eukaryota, Viridiplantae, Streptophyta, Magnoliopsida, Brassicales, Brassicaceae. The transcript is spliced from 4 exons. The record is from RefSeq and is a predicted model, not a curated record.